This is a messenger RNA of Asparagus officinalis (garden asparagus), 1494 nucleotides long. RefSeq names its product protein IQ-DOMAIN 1. Lineage: Eukaryota; Viridiplantae; Streptophyta; Magnoliopsida; Asparagales; Asparagaceae. The transcript is spliced from 6 exons. Bases 181 to 1338 code for a protein of 385 amino acids. Gene Ontology annotation, molecular function: protein binding. The record is from RefSeq and is a predicted model, not a curated record.
GAACAACUGUUAGGUGUCCUCCUCAAGAUCCUCGCUAGAUCUUCUCCUCUUAUUUAUACAACUGAGGUGAAAAGUCAUAUUCCUCUUAGGAACCACAGGAUACCCAUUUGAGAUUUCUCCUUAAAAUUUUAGUUUUUUGAGUCUGAAGAAAAAUUCUAGGAUACCCAUUUCUCUUCUGUCAUGGGAUUGGGAAGGGGUCUGGUCAAAAGGGUCUUCUGCAAGAACAAAUCUUCAAUUGGUGCUGCCAAUGAGAGAAACUUUGGUGUGGAUAAGAGUAGAUGGACUUCGGUGAGGCUCUAUUUAUGUGGAGAAGAAUUGAACUCGGUUAUGGUAGAAAACGAUUCAGAUUCUAUUAGGAGUUCAGAAGCAACUGUGAUGCAACCAUUUCAAGAAGAUUCAGUGGAUGAACAAAGUUCCGAGAUAGCGAGAAUCGAAGAACUUGAUGAAUUAAUCACAGAAGAAGAAAAUGCGCUAGCUAAGCUCAAUGAGGAACAAGCAGCAAUCUUUAUUCAAUCAGCAUUCAGAGGCUUUAUGGCAAGGAAACUGUAUGGAGAGAUUUGUAAAUCCAGUAAAGGGGAUGGGAUUGGAGAUGAAGAUCCAAGUGUACUGAAUGAGGCUGCAUCAAUUGAAGUUCUAGUAGAUGAUUCUAUUGAAAAUUUUAGCAUUCUUGAAGAAAAUGGCUCGAUGCAUCAUCGGGUGUUUCAUAAGUCCAAGAGCCAAGUCUACAGGUUGAAGGAAGAGUGGGAUGAUAGUACUUUGAGCAGUGACACACUGAGACUAAGGAUCCAAAACAAGCUUGAAGCAACAACUAGACGCGAGCGAGCUCUAGCCUAUGCAUUCUCUCAACAGCUGAGAACUUGCACAGCAAAAAAGAAACCAGCAUGGUCAGACUCAAACACCGAGCCCAACAGUGGCUGGACCUGGCUCGAGAGAUGGAUGGCCACUCGAGCACCAGAGAAAUCCUCAGUGGUGGACGAUUGCUGGAGCAAGCAAUUGGAGCCUUCGAGUGCUAAUCACAAAUUAUUGAUGCUUACAAAUAAGAGACUUGAUAUAUCGGUUGAAGGGAAGGAAAGUUGUGGUUCUAAUGAUGUACCCGUUAACUUGGAAGGAGUUGAUGCAUUGCAUUCUGAGGCUGCUGGAGAUGGAUCUGGUCGUGUUAAGAGCAGGUUUAAAGCUGCGAGAAGAGUGUCAAGGAGAAAGACGAUGCCAGAGUAUCAUCGAUCAUUAGGAUCAGCCAAAGCAAGCAAGAAAGUUCCUUCAAAGGAGGCAGAGGAGAAAAAGCACAAGCAAGUUGCGGCGAAAGCCGCAGGAGAAGCAAAAGGCAAAGAUGCAUCCUAAACCAUCAUCAGACUACUAUUUAGACUGUUAAAUACAUAGAUGUUUAAACGAUGUGAGAGUUACUCUAUAUAGAAAACAAUCUAUAUGUAUAUUCAGAGUUUUAUUUGAAGACAUCUAACUUCAAUAAUAGGUUGAAACUUGUUUGGUGGAUUUGAA